AGUGUGGUAGUUUUAAAGUACAAAAGGAAAAGCUAAAAGCUUCGCGCAAACGCUUUGAUUGAUGUUUGCUUUACCUUAAACUCUUCCCUUUAUUGUCCUUUUCCGUUUAUCCUUCUGUUUGGUGAGAGAGAAAGUGGGAUGCGGAGACUGAGAAAAUCGGAAGAAAAUUAGCGAUGGUGGUCAGAAAAGUAGGGAAGUAUGAGAUUGGAAGAACAAUUGGCGAAGGAACCUUCGCGAAGGUUAAGUUCGCGCAAAACACGGAGACCGGCGAAAGUGUUGCCAUGAAAGUCCUCGAUCGCAGCACCAUUAUCAAGCAUAAAAUGGUCGAUCAGAUCAAAAGGGAGAUAUCUAUAAUGAAGCUUGUUAGACAUCCUUACGUUGUUCGUUUGCACGAGGUUAUAGCGAGUCGAACUAGGAUUUAUAUCAUCUUGGAGUUCAUUACUGGUGGCGAAUUAUUCGAUAAAUUAGUUCAUAAUGGUCGUUUUAGUGAAGCUGAAGCUAGAAGAUAUUUCCAACAGCUUAUUGAUGGUGUGGAAUUUUGCCAUAGCAAGGGAGUCUACCACAGAGAUUUGAAGCCUGAAAAUCUUUUACUUGAUUCCCAAGGAAAUUUAAAGAUUUCAGAUUUUGGCCUUAGCGCGUUGCCAGAACAAGGAGUUAGCCUACUUCGGACCACGUGUGGAACUCCCAACUAUGUAGCACCAGAGGUUCUUAGUCACAAGGGGUAUGAUGGUGCUGUGGCGGACGUCUGGUCUUGUGGGGUCAUCCUUUAUGUUCUGAUGGCAGGUUAUCUUCCAUUUGAUGAGCUUGAUCUCACCACACUAUACAGUAAGAUUGAGAGAGCAGAGUUUUCUUGCCCUUCUUGGUUUCCUAUGGGGGCAAAAUCCUUGAUUCAUAGAAUUCUAGAUCCAAAUCCUCAAACUCGAAUUACAAUUGAGCAAAUCAGGAGUGAUGAGUGGUUUAAGAAGAGCUAUGUUCCUGCCAGACUUCUCGAGUAUGAAGAUAUUAACUUGGAUGAUGUAAAUGCUGUUUUUGACGAUCCCGAGAUUGAUAAGGAAGAAAGAGGUGAUGAGCCAUCAAGAAAUGAGAAUAUGGGUCCUUUGAAUCUUAAUGCAUUUGACUUGAUCAUUCUCUCUCAAGGCUUGAAUCUUGCAACACUUUUUGACCGUGGGAAGGACACCAUGAAGCACCAGACAAGAUUUGUUUCACGGAAGCCAGCAAGGGUUGUUCUGUCUAGCAUGGAAGUUGUUGCUCAAUCAAUGGGCUAUAAGACACACAUUCGCAAUUAUAAGAUGAGAGUUGAAGGCCUUUCAGCUAAUAAGACUUCUCAUUUUUCAGUUAUCCUCGAAGUUUUCGAGGUUGCUCCCACGUUUUUGAUGGUGGAUAUUCAAAAGGCAGCUGGUGAUGCCGGGGACUACCUAAAGUUCUACAAGACAUUUUGUAGCAACCUGGAUGACAUCAUAUGGAAACCACCUAACGAAUCAAGCAAAUCAAGGAUCACAAAGUCCAAGAGUAAAAGACGUUGAACAUUGCCCGUAUUUUGAGUCCAUAAUCACUAUGUAUACGUAGGAUUACAAGUUACAACCUCGACGUUGACGUAACGGCUUACCUAACCCUUCCAAACUCCUCUGCAGCCCCAAAGAGGAAUAGGAAAAACAUAUAUGUAUGUAUAGUAUUUAUCUGGACUUUCUGUGUGCUUAAUGUUUGUAAAGCUUUCUUUGAUUUGAUCCAUAAUUUAUUUCCUUGAGCAAAAUGCUAUAUGUUGCAACCAUGCUGUAAACACGCAAAGUACCCGAGUUUAUCAAAUGGAGAAUGUCAUUUUACGGUUCCUCAAAA
This is a messenger RNA of Gossypium raimondii (Peruvian cotton), 1833 nucleotides long. Its product is annotated as CBL-interacting serine/threonine-protein kinase 8. Gene Ontology annotation, molecular function: protein kinase activity; ATP binding. Lineage: Eukaryota; Viridiplantae; Streptophyta; Magnoliopsida; Malvales; Malvaceae. The coding region runs from base 174 to 1523 and encodes 449 amino acids. Gene Ontology annotation, biological process: protein phosphorylation; signal transduction. The transcript is spliced from 14 exons. The record is from RefSeq and is a predicted model, not a curated record.